Nakaseomyces glabratus is the source of this 555-nucleotide messenger RNA. RefSeq names its product DUF2406 domain-containing protein. The record is from RefSeq and is a predicted model, not a curated record. NCBI's taxonomy places the organism in Eukaryota, Fungi, Ascomycota, Saccharomycetes, Saccharomycetales, Saccharomycetaceae.
AUGCAUUUCAGGAAGAAGUCUAAUUUGAGUAAUGGCGGCGAGGACGAGCACAGGCUCUCGGAUGUCAAGGUGUCUAAGGAGGAUGCUGCACGUCUGAAGAUCCGUACUGCCUCAGUGAACGAUCCUAUCUUGGAUGCUGUCAACGAAGCUCAACCUUUUGAGCAAGCUGCUGAUACUUUCCAUGACAACAUGAACAGACAGUCCUAUUUCUCUACCGACGGUGGUAAUGUGCUGCGUGAUGUUUUUGGACAGCCUAUCACCACUCCUGAUAUCUCCAACCCUACCAGAGCUAGAGACGAGAGACCACUUGAUACCAUUAGAAGCUUCGAAUAUGCUGUCUCUGGUGACCCAUCUUGGGCCCAACAGCUAGAGACCGCUACUUACGGUUUCAGGCCAAGACCAGACUUCCCAUUGCUAAACCCAUACGCUAAUAACGCUUCCGCUUCCCAGGCCUACAACGAACAAGCUGUCUACCAACCUCCAGUCCAUGAAGUUGGUGAAAAGAAGAAGAAGAAGAGAGGUUUGUUCGGUAGAAAGAAGAAGUCUAAGGAUUAA